CAAAACUCAAACCCGUCUCUGAGAGCGUCGCCGAGAGACAGAGACAGAGACACUGACCCCCACCCCCCGGGGCCCGGGGACACCGGCGGUGCAGCGGCGGUUCUGUGCUGAUUGACUGGAACGAUGGCUGUUCCAUUUGUGGAGGACUGGGACCUGGUGCAGACUUUGGGUGAAGGAGCCUAUGGGGAAGUACAAUUGGCUGUAAAUAGGCGGACGGAGGAAGCGGUGGCAGUGAAGAAAGUGGAUACCACACGGGCUCUGGACUGCCCCGAAAACAUCAAGAAGGAGAUCUGCAUCAAUAAGAUGUUAACCCACAAAAACAUUGUGAGGUUUUACGGGUAUCGGCGUGAGGGGACUAUUCAGUACCUGUUCCUGGAGUACUGCAGCGGAGGGGAGCUGUUCGACAGAAUAGAGCCCGAUGUGGGGAUGUCAGAAGUGGACGCUCAGAGGUUUUUCCAACAGCUGAUAGGAGGCGUGGAGUAUCUUCACAGCCUUGGAAUCACACACCGGGACAUCAAGCCGGAGAAUCUCCUCCUUGAUGAGAGAGAUAACCUGAAGAUCUCAGACUUUGGUUUGGCUACGGUCUUCAGGCACAACAACCGCGAGCGAUUGCUGAACAAAAUGUGCGGCACGCUCCCCUACGUGGCUCCCGAGUUACUGAAGAGGAAGGAGUUCCACGCAGAACCUGUGGAUGUCUGGUCGUGUGGAAUCGUUCUCACUGCCAUGCUGGCUGGAGAGUUACCAUGGGACCAAGCAACUGACAAUUGCCAGGAAUAUUGUGACUGGAAGGAGAAGAAACUGUACCUGACGCCUUGGAAGAAAAUCGAUCCCAUACCCCUGACUCUUUUGAACAAGAUUCUGGUUGAAAGUACCAAGAGCAGAGCUACAAUUUCAAGCAUUAAAAAGGAGAAGUGGUUCAGCAAGCAGUUUAAAAGGGGUGUGAAGAGACCUUGUGUGUCUUCAGGCAGUCAGAAUGACUCCCAGGGACCGUUUUCUAAACACAUUCAUUCUGCGAUGGGUCUGUCUCCUGUCAGUAGUGAACUUUGGAGCGAGGACCGGACCAGGUACUCAAGCUCUCAGCCGGAACCUCGCAUGGGGACAUCGUCAUGGGAUUCGAAUCACUCCGAGAUUGACAAUCUCGUCCAGGGCAUCAGCUUUUCCCAGCCUGUCUGCACCGAACACAUGCUGCUUAGCAGUCAAUUACAAAGCACACCUGGAUCAUCACAGAAUCCCUGGCAGCCCCUGGUGAAGAGAAUGACUCGCUUCUUCACAAAGCUGGGUGCUGACCAGUCUUACUCGAGCCUGAAGGAGAUUUGUGAGAAGUUGGGCUACUCCUGGAAGAAGAACUGCAACAAUCAGGUUACUGUAUCAACAAUGGACAGACGGAAUAACAAGCUGAUCUUCAAGGUGAAUCUGAUCGAGAUGAAUGAGAAGAUUCUGGUGGACUUCAGAUUAUCCAAGGGAGACGGGCUGGAGUUUAAAAGGCACUUCCUGAACAUCAAGCACAAAGUGAAUGACAUCAUCUACACUCAGAGAGCUCCGCUGGCUGUCACCUGAGCUUACAGCGCGGAGUGUCUGCCACGAUUCAGGCUGCUUGUUGGUCGGAAUUGCGUGGGAUAAUAGCCUUUUCUGUACAAACUUUCUUUCCAGCCCACGAAUGAAUCUUCGAUCACGUUUGAUCAUACACUGAAAUUAAUGUUCGGAGUCCCCUUCAAUUCUUUUUGUCACAUGCUGUAGUGCUCUCCAAAUCUCACUGUGCCACUCGGCCACGUCCAGUCUGUGUUGUGCCGGGCUCCUGGCAUUAGUACAUGCGUUAUUAAAUCAGUAUUUUCUUUGCAUACGUUGCUGAGCCAGAUCAGGUUGGACGAGGAAGGUUUUCCUUUCAGCAGAUUGUGAAACCCUGACGAUUAAGAGUACAGAUUGUGUAGAGUGGGCAGAUCCAGAUUACUGCUAAAUCAUGUCUUCACGCUUAGCAGUAGCGUUCCAAACACACACACACCACAGAAUCAUCCGUUAAAAUUACACAGAUCGGUUGCAAUCCGUGAAACAAUAUCAGACUCGCCAUUUUCUAAUCAGAUUAGACCUUUUUACCUGGAUACCUCACAAACUUUGAAACUCUUUUUUACGUACGAAAACAAAUCAUGCGUUUGCAGGAACUGACAAUGUACAUUGCUGGUUAUCACUAGAACACCUAUUUAUAUAGUCUGGAUCUGUAGUAAGAGUAAACUAAUAAUAAAUCUUGCAUUCGAUAAACCUCGUCGCGUCGUUGAGACGUCUCAAAACGCUUCACAGAAUAUACUGUGAAGUGAAUUGACUAUAUAUUUUCUGUAUACAGUCAAUUCACUUUACAGUAUGUUCUGUGCAGCGCUCUGAGACGUCUCAAAAAGACGCGAUGAGACGCUGUAUCAAAUGCCAGGAUUAUUAUUAUAACUUCAACUGUAGCCCAUUGGUGUCGAGGAGCAAAAUGCCAGGAAAUAUGCAACCAUUCAGAUAUAGUCGUGUGUGAUUUAUCUGUGUGUGCGCACGUAUAAUAUUUAUACUUGCUCUAUGUGUGUUACAGGGGUUCAGUUUGUUUGCAUUGGUAUCAAUAUUACUUCUUUUAUAUAAAAAAAACACUCACUCAAACCAAGUUACUUUUAAGUGAAUAAUGGGAAAGGUCAAGUUUCGUUGCUCUUUUCUGCACAUAUUCCAGUUUCGUUGUUAAGCUGAAUUGUAGUUUUCUUUCUCCCUCGUUGCCGUCCUCCCGUGCGCGAUCUCGCUUGGAUUUGCGUGUGCGCUGUAUCGUGCGUUGCCCGAGCUCGACGGUUUGGUCUUAGCGUUUGGGAGUACGUUUCCUUCUCUAAAAAUGUGAAUCGAAAUUUGCCGGAUGAACAAUUCAUUAUUUACCAAAAGGGCGAAGCCUUUUCUGUGCCCGUUACAGACUCCGCUUGCGCUUCGUUGCGUGUUGGAGGUAAUGCGUUACAGGUGUAUUUGCGUGGAACCGCCCGACUGCUGUGCAGGGAACUGACUGACACUUCCAACGCAUUUCGCAAACCAAACUGCAUACCUACACGACGACGGGAACGUGGGCUCGAAACGUCCACGAACCACACAGCUACACCUAACCUGCAACUGCCAACGAAACUGGUUAUUUUCUUUUUUUUAGCAUUCACAUAGCGUUCCAUAGAUUUCACAUAGAUUUGUCAUUUAUUUCUGUUUAGAUGUUUUGCCGACUGUGCUCGGAGCCUCGGGCUGGGUGUUUCGGGGGGAGAGAAGUCAUUGCUUAUUUAACGUAACGACUUGUUUGAAAGAUUAAAAAAAAUAAAAGUCACCUUUUGAAUA
This is a messenger RNA of Callorhinchus milii (elephant shark), 3321 nucleotides long. RefSeq names its product checkpoint kinase 1 (gene chek1). Lineage: Eukaryota; Metazoa; Chordata; Chondrichthyes; Chimaeriformes; Callorhinchidae. Gene Ontology annotation, cellular component: site of double-strand break; cytoplasm; nucleus. The transcript has 13 exons. The record is from RefSeq and is a predicted model, not a curated record. The coding region runs from base 124 to 1557 and encodes 477 amino acids. Gene Ontology annotation, biological process: mitotic G2 DNA damage checkpoint signaling; protein phosphorylation. Gene Ontology annotation, molecular function: ATP binding; protein serine/threonine kinase activity.